ACAAAAGAAAACUUUCAGUUUUCAGUUCCUUUUCUAACUCUUUGGCAAGUCAACAUGAAGUUCAUUCCAUUGCACACAAAAAACACCGAAAUUAUGUACAAAAAUUCACUUUGCUCUUCAGCAGCAUUCUUUGUUUUUGUACUAAUUAUUUUGUCAGUUAUGAUUCCGGUCUUAUUGGUUUCUAUUUUGAGUCCUUAUUCGGGAAUCUCUGAAUCCCGAGUGCUCUAUGAACAACCAAAAGUUAUGUUCACAUUUCAAUAUUUAUUCUUAGGGGAAUUAAGUGGUGAAGGGGCAGUGGCAUGUAGUACAUUUGCCUAUUUCAAUAGUCGCACUAAAGAGUGGCAACAAUAUUGCGAUAGUGCUAAGUUCUCUUCCCAGGACCAUAAUUAUGAUUCCCACAUGGAUACAGCAAACUUCCAACUUCAUUUCGAUGACUUCGAUGAGAAUCUUCAAAGUUUCGAUUUACUCCUUUUCUUUGAAGCAACUUUGAGGCAUAAAUGCCAACUAACUCCCCCAGCUGCCUUGAUUCAUCAUCUACAACUCCCAAAGACUGGGUUCUCCAAUGGAAUCAUCAAAAUGAAAGGCUACUUAAGACUGAAUCAAAAUGCUGAAUUCAUUUGUCCCUUCUAUGGGAGGAAUGCCAAAACCCACUUUAGAGGCGAUGUUCUUCCCAAAAACACCUCCAACAUGGAGUAUUACCAAUUUGAAUAUAUCCAGGAGCUAAUCAGACUGAAUCCGGCAUUUUUCGAAUUGGAAAUCGCUGAAACUUAUUACAAACCAAGUCAAGAUGGAGGAGUCACGAUUCAACUGCAAAUGGACAUCGUUCAGGUUCCAGCUAGAUACCAUCUGAGUGUCUGGGAACGUUGUGGACAAUUCUGGCUUUAUUUUGCCUCAUUCUUUGGAAUAUCAUUCUACAUCAUGAAUAAGACAAAGGACUUUUUGUUUGGGAGACAUAUCCUUCGCUCCUGGGAAGUGAUUCCAUGGAAGAAGAUUUACUAGAUUUGAUAAAGUUUUAAUGAGAAAUAAAGCCGUAGGCCAAUACAAAAAAAUAUUUAAAACAAUGGUAA
Molecule: messenger RNA, 1067 nt
Organism: Episyrphus balteatus (marmalade hoverfly)
Lineage: Eukaryota; Metazoa; Arthropoda; Insecta; Diptera; Syrphidae
Exons: 2
Coding region: 55-999 (314 amino acids)
Biological process (GO): cilium assembly; regulation of protein localization
Cellular component (GO): ciliary transition zone; ciliary membrane
Source: RefSeq, a predicted model, not a curated record